Molecule: messenger RNA, 1569 nt
Organism: Pseudocercospora fijiensis CIRAD86
Lineage: Eukaryota; Fungi; Ascomycota; Dothideomycetes; Mycosphaerellales; Mycosphaerellaceae
Exons: 2
Coding region: 1-1569 (522 amino acids)
Source: RefSeq, a predicted model, not a curated record
AUGCAUUUCUCGAAGAGCUUACCGGCCAUCGUGCCCCUCAGCCUUGCUUCGGCUCUCCCUCAGGCCAGCCCUACUGGUAGCAGCGCUGCAGCUGUAAGCAAAACGACAUGCAAUGGCAAGACCUAUGUGUAUCGGGAACUCGCGGGCUACGGCUUUGUUCCAUCCAAUGCGACUGACAAGUUUGGGGACACCAUCGGAGGACACGGUUCGGCGAUAGCCAUCGACGGCGCCUCUUGGCUGAAGAUUGGAAAUAGCUACACUGGACUACUCUAUACUCUGCCUGACAGAGGCUGGAACACCGAAGGAGCACUCAAUUUCCAGAACCGGAUUCACAAAUUCCAGCUCACAUUUACACCAAAUGAGAAUGCCACAGCGGCGAAUCCUUCACCGCCCAACCUCCAACUCAAAUACUUGGACACGAUCUUGUUGACAGAUCCACGCAUUCAGCCAACUUCUGGCCUUGAUGGAGCCAUUACAGGACCUUAUUUGAAUUAUCCAUUGAUCGGAGAGGUACCAUCUGCGAACUACACUGGUGAUGGUUUUGGCGGUGCAGGGACUGGCGGCAACAGAGCCGUGAUCGACUCAGAAGGUCUCGUGCUUGGUCCAGGAGGAACGUACUUCGUGUCUGACGAGUAUGGGGACUACAUAUACCAGUUUCUCCCCACCGGCCAAAUGAUUCGUGCCAUUCGCCCUCCGCCAGCAUUUAUCCCUAUUCGCAAUGGCAACGAGUCAUUCAGUGCGAACAGCCCACCAAGAUACAACCCAGCGCUUGCUCCUACUCCCGGCAACCCAACGUCUGGAAGGUCUAACAACCAAGGUCUUGAGGGCUUGACGGUUAAUCCAGCUGGGACCAGACUCUAUGCUCUGACCCAAUCCGCAUUAAUUCAGGAUGGCGGUACCUCGAAUCCUACAUCUCGCUAUGCUCGCCUGCUCUCGUACGAUAUCACCGGGCUAUCUACACGUCUUGUUGGAGAAUACGUGGUUCCAUUGAAUCGCGUCACGAGCUCGGCCACCAGCAACAUUGCGAGGCAAUCAGAGAUCCACUAUAUCUCUGACACUCAAUUCCUCGUCCUUGCUCGUGACAGCGGCCGUGGACGUGGACAAGGUCCAUCGAACACACAGAGCCGAUACCGCGACGUUGAUGUGUUCGACAUCAGCGCAGCAACCAACAUUGCCGGCAAGUCUGAUUGCCAGACCUGCUCCGUUGCUCCUGGAGGUGUUCUGAACCCAAACACCACUGCCGCGACCUACUGCAAGUGGCUGGACUUCAACAACAAUGCUCAGCUGAACCGAUACGGUGUUCACAAUGGCGGGGCUGAAGACGCUGGACUCUUGAACGAGAAGUGGGAGUCAAUGGCUCUCGUGCCUGUCAACAAGGGUGCCAAUGGCAAGGCUGUGAAUGAUGAGUAUUACUUGCUCUCGCUCUCCGACAACGACUUCAUCACCCAGGAUGGCCAUCUUAAGAUGGGCCAGUUCAAUUAUGCUGACUCUAGCGGAUACAAUCUUGACAACCAGGCUUUGCUUUUCAAAGUUCAGCUGCCGAGCGCAUCCAGUCCACUUGUCGGUUGA